This is a messenger RNA of Ornithodoros turicata, 1926 nucleotides long. It is a transcript of the gene Pi4KIIalpha, whose product is annotated as phosphatidylinositol 4-kinase type 2-beta-like. Gene Ontology annotation, cellular component: lysosomal membrane; plasma membrane; trans-Golgi network. Gene Ontology annotation, biological process: phosphatidylinositol phosphate biosynthetic process; Golgi organization; endosome organization. The record is from RefSeq and is a predicted model, not a curated record. The transcript has 9 exons. Gene Ontology annotation, molecular function: 1-phosphatidylinositol 4-kinase activity. The coding region runs from base 119 to 1450 and encodes 443 amino acids. Lineage: Eukaryota; Metazoa; Arthropoda; Arachnida; Ixodida; Argasidae.
UAGCAACCGAUGGCAACCACGUGAUAUUGACGCCACUGCUGAUAUUUCCUGCGAGGGACACCGUUGUUUGAAACGAGUAGCUCUAUGCAUCUCGUUUCAGCUUUAUUUUAUUCGUUCAAUGACCAGCGAACAGGAUAAAUUACAUUCUAUAAACUCCAGUGAUGACCCAAAUUUAUUUUUUCAAGAAAGCGACGAGCAAAACCUGCCUGACGUGACAUUUGCAGUUGGAGGAGCGCUUGCUAGCAACAAUUCCCAGACACGAGAGAGCCAGCCUCUUCUUCGUCGAAUGGAGCCUGAUUUAGGGGCCACGUUUGAAAGUUUCCACGAUGAUCCACACUUCUCUUCUGUUGUCCAUGAAGCGGAGAUGGCAAUUGAACUUGCUAUAUAUCCCGAACGAAUAUAUCAAGGAUCCAGUGGAAGUUACUUUGUCAAAAACAGCGAGAGGAAGAAAAUAGCUGUGUACAAGCCAAAAGACGAAGAGCCUUACGGGAGACUGAACCCAAAAUGGACAAAGUGGAUGCACAAGCUGUGCUGUCCCUGCUGUUUCGGCAGGAGCUGUCUAGUUCCCAACCAGGGUUACCUAUCAGAAGCAGGAGCGUCACUUGUUGACCAGAAAUUGCAGCUUAACAUUGUCCCCAAAACCAAAGUAGUCAAGCUAGUUAGUGAAACAUUCAAUUACUCAGCUCUUGACCGGGCAAAAGCACGGACAAAAAAGAACGUCACCGAACGGUUUCCAAAAGUUGGACGUCGCUUUCACAGGAUUGGUCUCCCUCCAAAGGUUGGCUCCUUUCAAUUGUACGUGGAGGGGUAUCAGGAUGCAGACUUCUGGCUGCGGAAGUUUGAGUCUGAGGCACUUCCAGAAGACCUUCAAAAUAUGUUUCAGCUACAGUUUGAGCGACUGGUAGUACUGGACUACAUCAUUCGAAAUACCGAUAGAGGAAAUGACAAUUGGCUUAUUAAAUGUGUUAGACCAGACAAAGAACCUCAGACGUGGAGUCCAAAACAGCCGGAGAUUAGGAUUGCUGCUAUUGAUAAUGGUUUAGCAUUUCCCUUCAAGCACCCAGACUCUUGGAGAGCCUAUCCAUACCACUGGGCCUGGCUCCCUUUUGCCAAGAAACCCUUCUCGAAUGAAACAAAGGAGUUGGUUCUUCCACAGCUUUCAGAUAUGAACUUUGUUCAAGAGCUCUGUGAUGAGCUGUACGCUCUCUUUAAGAAAGACCCUGGCUUUGACAAGAAUCACUUUGAGAAACAGAUGUCUGUCAUGAGAGGGCAGAUUCUGAACCUGACUCAGGCCCUCAAGGAUGGGAAGUCACCUGUACAGUUGGUUCAGAUGCAUGCUGUUAUUGUGGAGAGGAGCAGUCGCUCGGGCGCACGAGGACGCAUUAAGUCGCUGAACGAUAACUUCAUCCAAAGUUUCCAAAACAAGGCUCCAUUCUUUUCAUGGUGCUAAUGCCCUCAAUGCAGAAGGGAUGGUGUGAUGUAACUCAGACUUAAGGGACCAGUUAUUGGCAUGGUGUUGCAAUUGAUGUGGUUUAACACAUUUUGAUCCUGUUGAUUAUCAGUUCACUUCUGUGCAUCUUCCUCAAGUGCAUGGCUUUUUGUAUAUUUUAGCAGAAUAAAUUACUGAACGUGUGCCAGGUUAAACUAUACGGCAAUGUUUUGUCGAAUAAUGGGUUGAAACUAUUGGUCCCUUUCUCUGAUAUAUGCACACAAUAUAUUUUCUAGAAAUGCACAAAAGUUAUAUUUUGGUCUGUCUAAAUGGGUGGGUUGGGGGACUAUAUCCAUGGCAGUAGUAUUAAUCCAUGGUACUAUACAGUGAAGUGUAUGAAUACUUGAGCAGGCAAUGCUUGAUUUUAUGUAUCCUAACUUAUACACUCUAGUCAGUUACUACUGCGUCUCGCUUGAAUAAAACCACAUUAAUUGAUA